AUGCAACCUUCAUCUGGAGAACUGAUUGGGUUCUCCGGAGAGAGGGUCCCAAUAAGGGGCCACAUAUGGUUAAAGACAACAAUGGGGAACACCCCAUUAUCAAAAACUAUUGAUGUCCAAUAUCUCAUAGUCAACUACCCCAGUCCUUAUAAUAUUAUCCUUGGAAGACCUGCCCUGAACAACUUCAGAGCAGUAGUGUCUACUUUAUAUUUGUGUGUCAAGUUUCAGGUCCAGGGUAGCAAGAUAGCGACAGUAUACUCAGAUCACCAAAAAGCUCGGCAGUGCUACAAUGCAAGCCUGAAGAGGGCCAGCACAACACAAAAGCCUCGGCAAGAAGUGAAAGCAAUCCACAGCACAUCUGAAGUGUUGUCUCUAGCUGAACUUGAUCCCAGGAAUGAUUUCCAGGAAAGACCUCAACCGGUAGACGACCUCCAGAAAGUUCCUCUAACCAGAAAGGCAGACCAAUUCACAUACAUUGGCCGAGCUCUUGAAGGAGAGGAACAAUCAAAGCUGAUAAAGGUGCUACAAGACAACGCCGACCUAUUCGCCUGGACACCAGCGGACAUGCCUGGAAUAGACCCAAGGGUCAUCUGCCAUAAACUUGCUAUCAAUAAAACAAUUCGACCUAUUGCCCAAAAGAAAAGGAACCUCGGAGCAGAAAAGGUGAAAGCAGCUCUUGAAGAGACUAAGAAGCUCCUCAAUGCCGACUUUAUCAAAGAGAUCCGCUUCACCACGUGGCUCUCAAAUGUGGUAAUGGUAAGAAAGAACUCAGGUAAAUGGCGAAUGUGCGUCGACUUUACAAAUCUUAAUAAGGCUUGUCCAAAAGAUGCUUAUCCAUUGUCUUGUAUUGACAAACUGGUAGACAAUGCUUCAGGAUAUAAAAGCUUAACCUUCAUGGAUGCAUACUCUAGCUACAACCAGAUCCUUAUGCAUCCAGAAGACCAAAGCAAAACAGCUUUCAUAACAGAACAUGAAAAUUUUUGUUAUAAGGUAAUGCCAUUUGGCCUAAAGAAUGCAGGUGCAACAUAUCAAAGAUUAAUGGACAAAGUCUUCCACCAACAAAGAGGUCGGAACAUGGAGAUCUAUGUAGACGACAUGGCGGCAAAGACCCCAUCACAAGGCUCACACUGCGACGACAUACAAGAAAUUUUCAAGCAAAUCCGAGCAUAUAAUAUGAGGCUUAAUCCAGAAAAAUGUGCAUUUGGGGUCUAA
Molecule: messenger RNA, 1212 nt
Organism: Arachis ipaensis
Lineage: Eukaryota; Viridiplantae; Streptophyta; Magnoliopsida; Fabales; Fabaceae
Source: RefSeq, a predicted model, not a curated record